Molecule: messenger RNA, 3229 nt
Organism: Drosophila virilis
Lineage: Eukaryota; Metazoa; Arthropoda; Insecta; Diptera; Drosophilidae
Product: chymotrypsin BI
Biological process (GO): proteolysis
Molecular function (GO): serine-type endopeptidase activity
Source: RefSeq, a predicted model, not a curated record
UUUCAAGAAUUUGUGAAUUUUAGCAUAAUAAUAAUAAUAUAAUAAUAUAGGGUUAAUAAGUAUAAUGGUACACGCCACAUUUGUAAUUAAGUGGCAAAUGGCAUGCAUAAACGAUAUGACUGCCCACUGUAAGAGUAUAAAGUAAGUAAACAGCACAGCAAACAAACGGUAGCCGCAAAAAGGCGGACCAAAACGAGGGGUGCAAACAUUUGCAUAAUCGACGCCACCAACCGCUGCUGCUGCUGCGGCUGUUGUUGUUGUUGCUGCAGGAGUUGGUGCUGAUUGUUGAUUGUUUUUGUAGCCUCAUUACAUUCGAACAUAUCACCAAUCGCGAGACGAUUUGAUUUAUUUGCUUCGCUAGGCAGGCAAAAUGAGCCCCGCAGUAAUUUCCUAAAUCGACAAAAACAAUGGCAGCAAACCAAGAAAUACUUUCAACACCAAAUUAAAGUUAUUUCAACGAAUUAAUUUAAUUAUAAAUAUGUACAUGCAACAAGUUAGCAUGAGAAGUGGCGAGCACGGGUGUGGGUAUUAUUUUUUGAUUUCCUGCUAGGAAAAUUCUUCAGCUCGCCGCAUGCAACGAAUGCAGCAAUGCCGUUAAUUUGCCUACGACUGCACGGUGCCCUGGCAAUAACCUUGGCAAAUGGCAAAAAGAAGUAAAAUAAUAAGAAGAAGAUGUUGCCGCACAGUGGUGCAGCACAGCGUCAAAAAUGUAGGGCUUGCUGGUUCAUUCGAAUUGCAGCUAAAUUAACCGUGCACUGCCCACUGUUUGGCUCGUAAUAUGCAUGUAAUCAGUGCUUGCGGUAUGCACUGGUUAACGGGACAGUAACAGCGGCUGGCGGGGGCUAAACAAUGCAAAAGACAAAUGUAUCGUGUAAUGCUUUUUGUUUCACUUACCAUUGCCGUCGACAAUAGCAACAACUUCAUAUGUUUUUUUUCUGAAUGAAAGCAUUUUGCCGCAUGCUGCGCAUUACACAGCCUACAAUAAACACUCACACGAACACACUCACACACGAAGACAGAAACUUAUACACACGCGUGAUGUAAUAGCACCAAAGCAAGUAGAGGAUAAGUAACUAGAGUUACAGUUAUGUUGGCUUUAUAAAUUUAAAUGGUAAAAACAACAACGGACCGCGAACCGACGACAACGCUAUCCAAAAUUUUGCUAGCACACGCACUACGCGAAUAACGCACACACACUAAACGAAAACCGGCGCCAAAGGGCAGCAUCAUUUUGGGCGAAUCAAAGGUCGAAAAGAAAUGUGACAAGAGCGCAGGCGUAACAGAGAGGGGGAAGAUCAAGUGAGAGCGUGAGAGCGAUGAGAGCGAGUGGGUGGCAGAGAAGAGCGCAAAGAGAGCGCGCAUGCAAAUAUGAAAGAGGCAAAUUGCGAAUCGAAAUUAAUGCAAUUGGCGGCAACGUCGCUGUCGCUGUCGCUGUCGCUGUCGACAGCGACGUCAAAUUAAUGCAGCAGAAAUAGACGAAAUAAUUAAAGUGGGCUUACAAGAAAUUGUUGUAACAAAAGAGUUUAUAAAAAUGCUUGCAACAUGCGCGCGCCGCCACAGUUGUAAGCGAGACGCUGACCGACACACCGAGAGUCCAAGUCCAACGAAAGUCAACAACAAAAACAACAACAACAACAAGAAGACGAAAUUUACGCGCCCGCCGUGGCAGUCGUAACGGCUUUUCAAACCAAACGGGAAACGUAGAUCGCUGCUGCAACGAGUUUAACUUAAAGAAGGAAGCAGUGUGUGUGUGUGUGUGUGUGCCUGCGUGUGCGUAUGUGUGUGUGUGUUAAUUAAGUUUCAAUUAAAAAUUAAAUGCGUGUGCCAACAAGCAGCAGCAGCAAGAAAAAGCAACACAAAUGUUUUUACAAUCGGCAAGUGCUUCAAUUAUUGCCACAUUGACAGCGCGCAGCCUGCUGCUGGCCUGCGUCGCUGCGCUGUCGCUGUCGCUGUCGCUGCUACAUGUUGAGGCUCUGGACUGGCAACAGGUUAAGCCAAUGUAUUUAGUGUCCAUGUAUCCGGGCCCGUUAGGCAUGGCCUUGUCCCAGACACCAACCGCCACCUCGCUGUCCGCCGAACUGGACGCGGAAAUGAGCGCCAGCAACGACGAGAGCCGCAUUAGCGACAGCGCUGCCGAUGCCGACGCUGUCGCCGCAGAGCCUGAGCCAUUGGUAUUGAACCUGGAGACGACGCCACUGCUGGACAGCAUGCUGCCGGAGGGUGCGAUGGCCAUGGAUCGCAUCUUUGGCGGCGAUGUGGGCAAUCCACAUUGUUUUCCCUAUCAGGUGGGCAUGCUCCUGCAGCGUCCCAAGGGUCUAUACUGGUGCGGUGGCUCCCUAAUCUCCGAUCAGCAUGUGCUGACAGCCGCCCAUUGCGUGGACAUGGCCAAACGCGCCUUGGUCUUUCUGGGCGCCAAUGAGAUCAAGAACGCCAAGGAGUCGGGUCAGGUGCGUCUUAUGGUGCCCAGCAGCAAUUUUCACAUCUAUCCCACCUGGAAUCCCAAGCGUCUGAAGGAUGACAUUGCGCUGGUACGACUGCCCCACGCGGUCAGUUUCAAUGAACGCAUCCAUCCCAUACAGUUGCCCAAGCGGCACUAUGAGUAUCGCAGCUUCAAGAACAAGCUGGGCAUCGCCUCCGGCUGGGGCCGCUAUGCCACGGGCGUUCAUGCGAUCAGCAAUGUGCUGCGCUAUGUGCAGCUCCAGAUCAUCGACGAUCGCACCUGUAAGCGCAAUUUUCCGCUGUCCUUUCGGGGCACAAACAUCUGUACGAGCGGUCGGAACGCCCGAUCCACCUGCAAUGGCGACUCUGGCGGGCCGCUGGUGCUGCAGCGGCGUCACUCCAAGAAGCGCGUCCUGGUGGGCGUCACCUCGUUUGGCAGCAUCUAUGGCUGCGAUCGUGGCUAUCCUGCGGCCUUUACGAAGGUUGCCUCGUACCUGGACUGGAUUAGCGAUGAGACGGGCGUGCACUCGCACCAGGACACCACGGAGGCCAUUUUCUUUGAUCAGUAUAUCAAGAACUACGGCAAGGAGCAUCAAAAGCGCAAACUGCGCACCGACCACCAGCCAGACGAUGAUGUGCCCGACGAACUGGACGUGCACCACUCGCUGUCCGGCGAGGAUACGUCCGAGGCUGUCAGCCGACGGCCACAUUCCAAAUCCAAACACGACUUUUAUUUCUUGUAGCUUCAACAAAAUAAACUUUUACUUUAAGCUGAGCUAUGUUUUGCUUA